This is a messenger RNA of Amblyraja radiata (thorny skate), 2268 nucleotides long. It is a transcript of the gene ska3, whose product is annotated as spindle and kinetochore associated complex subunit 3. Gene Ontology annotation, biological process: mitotic cell cycle; chromosome segregation. The transcript has 10 exons. Bases 138 to 1457 code for a protein of 439 amino acids. NCBI's taxonomy places the organism in Eukaryota, Metazoa, Chordata, Chondrichthyes, Rajiformes, Rajidae. The record is from RefSeq and is a predicted model, not a curated record. Gene Ontology annotation, cellular component: spindle microtubule; kinetochore; outer kinetochore.
GCCGUUUCAACCAACCGCCCGCCGACGGCGCGCGCGAAAUUCAAGCGGGUCGUGCGCGCGGACGCAGUGCUGCCUGGGUGCCCGCUAAGUCGCUUAGAAACAAAACACCGUCCUCUGACCUUUUGCUUUGAACCAAGAUGGAUGUUGCAGCUCAUUUCUUCACCAAGUUAAGAGUACUUGCAAUAAAUUUGGAGAAAGAGAUCGAAUAUUUGGACCAUGCUUUGAAUCAUGAAGAUGAUCAUGAAGAAACUGCUCCCAAAAAGAUCCUUCAUGAAUUACAUUCUGAAGUUAGAAAUAUUAAGGCAGAUUUACAUAAAAAAAUAGAAACUCUUGAAACAGAACACACAGAGAACGAUGUAUUACUCGGAGCCUUCCAGAUUCUGCACCAGAAGAAUAGUGCAGACCUUGAAGAAAUUGAAGAACACUUUCAGAAUUAUGGAUAUGAGUCCUUGCAUAAAAAAGAUGAAGAACCACAGAUGAAAUCCAUGGAAACUGAAACUGAAGUGGCUGAAAAUGCUGGAUCUGAGGCUGAACCACAAAAUGAAGAAGUUAAUACUCCACAGUGUGAGAAGCCUUCGCUGACUGACCAUUUGCGUACCCCACAGCUUGGAGAUUUUGGACUUGGUCAUUUAAUGUUUCAAAGUGUUUGUGGAGUGCCAGAGUGUACCUUGCCUUCAGAUCCUAAAAUGGCUCGGGAAUUCCCUGGAAACUAUGAUGUGCAUUCUUCCAUAUGUAAAGAUCCAGUUUGGCCAAAAACACCAAAGUGCACAUUGCAGCUGGGUGAUGAGAUGCUCCUUACUCCCAAGAUGGAAAGUUUUGAAAUUGGUGAACACACAGGCUGUGUAAAUGAUUUUACCAUGGCUCUGUACAAUAAACGUGAUCAACUGAAGAACAACAGUGGUAAUCCUUCAUCUACAGCAGAAGAUUUUCCACCAAAAGCCUCUUCAUCAGCACAGAUUGUAAGGGAUGGUUUUGUGCCUUGUAUGUCAAUGCCUGACGAUAUGUUGAAUUCUCCUUUGCCUCCUGUGUUCUGCACACCUGGUCUGAAAGUACACCAAGAUAACUCCAAAGUUUCAAUGGAUGAAGUAAGAAGAUCCAAUGGUUCAAUUCCUUCACCGGCUCUACCAAAUUUUGAAACCCCCUGGUUGAAAAAGCAAUCUACUUCUCAAAUUUUAAGAAAAGAGGGAACUAAAGCAUUUAUGCAAAAUGCAUCAGAAGAACCUCAGCUACUAUCUAUGAGCUCUGAAAAUUACUUUUUGAAUGGAGACACCAAAUCACCAACGCCUCUACCAAUGAUGACUAACUAUGAAAUUCUUUUUGACACACCAAAAAUCCCAGAAAUGACCACCACAAUUCCAAGUGAUGUCCUUGAGAUUAUAUCAUCGUAUGAUGUGAAUUUGAAGACUCCUUAUGGCCAUAAAUCUAGUAAAGAGAAUUUCAUCCAUUUAAUGCAAUGAUUCUUGCAGCAUGGAAUAAAUUUAAGAAGGAAAAUAGAAAGUGACCUGUUUUGACAUUUAUGUUUUGAUGUGAAAAAUUAAAUGGAAUAUAAGAACAUUGGAUUAAUUGGAAAAUUCAGAACUGGACUAGAAGAGUGCUUCUGGAAGUAGAACAGCACAGUGCUGUUGAAAAGCAGGCUCGAAGCAACAACAGAUCCACAUUGACUGAAGUGGUUUAUAUAAAUAGUAAUGUAGAACAAAUGUUCAGUUGUAAUGAAGCACAAAGAGUUGUUUCCAUACUUUCAAUACGUUCUCCCCGUGAUCUGCUUGGGUUUUCUUCGAGAUCUUCGGAUUCCUCCCACACUCCAUAAAUGUACAGGUAAUUGGCUUGGUGAAAAUGUAAAAUCGUCCCCAGUUUGUGUAGUGUACGGGGAUCGCUGGUCGUCGCGGACUCUGACCCAGUGGGCCUGUUUCCGCGCUGUAUCUCUUUAAAAAACUGGAUUUUUAAAAAAGAUUUUAAACAGUGGUUGAUGUAUGUUUGGAGCCAGGGUGCCGGCCCUCACAUGAUGGAUAUUGUGCAUCUUGUUCACUGUCCUUUGAAGCUUUAAGACCUAUUGUAUCUAUUUUAUAUAUUUUUGAGGCUGGAAUAAAAUGCAUUACUUAAGUUGUGACUGAUCUUGACAUUCAGUAUGUGAUUAUGCAAUUGAUCUAAUUCCCACAUUCUAAUACUUUGGUCGUGAUGAUAAUAGUGUAAAAUUCUCAAUUUUUAUACAAUUAAUUGAUUUGUGUAUACUAUGAUUAACAAAUAAACAUAUGCUGGACUCUGAUUGCA